GCGACGCCCCAGAGCUCACUGUGAAACCAACACGAACCGAGAAGGAAAAACAUCGGUAUUGACUAAAAGUAAAACAAGACCGAAAAUAUGAACAUCACGGCCACCUGCAACACAACCUAUAGCAAAGGAUCCUCAGCCAUCGGAAUCACCAUCCUAACCACGGCAUUCACCCUCGGUUUCCCUGGCAACCUGUUUGUGAUCUGGACCGUGCUGCGCAGACUGAGAGAAAGAUCCGUCACUUCCAUCCUGAUCCUAAACCUGGCAGCUGCAGACGCAGUCGUCCUCCUUACAGCCCCGUUCUUCAUCCGCUACCUCGCGGUCCUGAACUGGGAAUUCGGGGAGGCCCCCUGCAAGAUCAUGCACUACAUCUGCAAUGUCAAUAUGUACGCCAGCAUCUUCAUCAUUGCCUUCAUGAGCCUCGAUCGCCUGUUAGGAGUUUCCAAGCCCUUUCUGUCCCAGAAGGUCCGAACGAAGCCUAAAGUCCGCAGGGUAGCCCUGGCGCUCUGGGUAUUGGCUUUCCUGUUCUCCAUACCCAUGCUUUUCUACCGGAAAGUGGUCACCAGCAAGGACAGGCAGUGGUGUAACCCUGUGCACAUGACCAGAGGACACCAAGUUUUCCAGUACCUGCUGGAAACAUCAGCCUCCUUCGUGAUCCCUUUCACAGUCAUGGCUGUCAGUUAUUGCCGCAUCAGUCUGAGGCUCAGAAAGGGGAGGUUCAGACGCAGGUCCAGACGUAAGUCGAGCCGGCUGAUCAUUUUAGUGGUGGUCAGCUUUGCUGUGUUUUGGAUGCCGUAUAACAUUGUUAACAUUCUCCAAGUCGCCGGAAUGCUGGCUAGUUCGAAGGCGCUGGAGGAAUUUGCCGCGUACGUGAGGCCAAAUUUGACCGCGUUGGCAUUCGUCAGUAGCAGCGUGAAUCCCAUCCUCUACGCUUUCGCCGGGAGCGCCUUCAUCAGGACUUCGGGGUUAAACUUUGUGGCUAAGCUUCUAGAAGGGACUUCCUCAGAGGUGAAUAGCUUGAAGAAAUCUGGGAGGACCCUCAGGGAGAAGGAGGAAGAGGAGAAAAGCAGGAUGGAGGACUGCAUGGAAUUGGAGCAGGUCACAAACGCUAAACAAACUGGAGAAGAUGCACCGAAACAAGAUCAGGAGGCAAAUACAGAAGCACCCAACUGUUGAUCUUAUAUAUACAACAAAGCCUUGAUUAUUCAAACAACCCCUUGGUAACCUGUCAUAGAAAAUGUGCUAUUCACCCUCAAUCUCUGGUAUUUAAUGGCAGAACAGUGCCAUGCUGUGAUAUACUGUAUAUUUCCAGUAAAGGGUGUUGAAUUAUGCAAACAAUUUGAUCUUUGUCUCAAUUAGUUCAAAGAAA
Molecule: messenger RNA, 1366 nt
Organism: Acipenser ruthenus (sterlet)
Lineage: Eukaryota; Metazoa; Chordata; Actinopteri; Acipenseriformes; Acipenseridae
Product: leukotriene B4 receptor 1-like
Exons: 2
Coding region: 88-1173 (361 amino acids)
Biological process (GO): phospholipase C-activating G protein-coupled receptor signaling pathway; inflammatory response; positive regulation of cytosolic calcium ion concentration
Cellular component (GO): plasma membrane
Molecular function (GO): leukotriene receptor activity; complement receptor activity
Source: RefSeq, a predicted model, not a curated record